Molecule: messenger RNA, 1188 nt
Organism: Bathycoccus prasinos
Lineage: Eukaryota; Viridiplantae; Chlorophyta; Mamiellophyceae; Mamiellales; Bathycoccaceae
Exons: 2
Coding region: 1-1188 (395 amino acids)
Source: RefSeq, a predicted model, not a curated record
AUGGUUGUUGAGAGGAAAAGUCAUCGCCAUUUUAUGACGCACAAUGCAAUGAGGACGAUGAUGCCGACGAGUUGUUUGUAUCGUCCUCUGCAUCAUUUUUCCGGUCGUCGACAUAAAGAGCAGCCUCAAAAGCGUGAGCUUCUUUGCUGGUUCUCGUCGUCGUUUACGUCGCGUAUCGUCGACAGAAACAGAAGAAGAAAACGGGGAAAUUCCGAACGACAAACUUCGUCUGCGUCGUCUUCCUCCUCUUCUGCUUCUGUCGAUGAUACACGUGAACUCCACGUUUUGACGUUCGAUUUGGACGAUACCGUGUGGCCAACUCUGCCAGUAGUCACCGCGGCGAACGAGAGUUACAUCAAAUGGCUUCAAACUCGAGUUCAGAACUUUCCUGAGACGCGAGUGAUGAACGAGUUGAUGAAAGGCAUUCGAGAGGAAAGGGAGGAGAUGUUUCGGAUGCGAGGAGAAGAACACGUGGCGUUAUCGUACGCUUCGAUCCGAAUAGCGGCGGCGGUGAAAGCGAUGACGACUUUGUGCGACGUGUGCGAGCACGAUGCGAUUGGUAUGGCCGCGAGAGGGUACCAUUUAAGUUGGAUUCCAACAAGAAAUAGCACGGGCGGGAAGUUGUUAUUUCCCGGGGUGCGAGAGUGUUUAGAGACGGUGCGAGAGAGGUACCCGAGGUGCGUCAUCGGGAGCAUUACGAACGGAUUAGGAAGCGCGAGCGAAAGCGGAUUGAGAGAGUUUUUUGAUUUCGAAAUCAGCGCGGACGAGUUGAUCGAUAAGGAAGGCGUGAAUGGAGACGUGGCGAGGAAACCGAGUCCGUGGCCAUUUCGAAGGGCGCAGACGAUGGCGCAGACGUUUAUGCUCGAGAGCGGAAACGCGAACAGAGCUUCCGACGACGGGGUUAUUUCUUCGUUGAAAAUAGGAGACCAUAAACUAGAAAGAGCUUAUUGGGUGCACGUCGGCGACGACGUCUUGAACGAUUGUAAAGCAGCUAAAGAUCAUUUGAAUUGUCGCACGGUUUUAGUUCGAGACGUGAACGUGGUGAAAUACGUUUCUGGCGGCGGCGCGCCGUGGGCGGAACGGCCCGAAGCCGUCGAAGAAGCCGAGAAGAACAAAGCGCUGUACGUGGACGAAGAAAUCGUGAGCGUCGGAGAUUUGCCGGACAUUUUAGGGAAAUGGUUCAAUUAA